AUGCCGAAGCUAGUGGAGAAAUCGGGAAGCCGACCACCGUGGGUGGGAUUGGCGGCCGCCGCAUGGGUUCAGAUGUCGGCGGGAAGCGGAGCGACGUUCCCGCUUUACUCCGCCGCUCUCAAAUCGGUUUUGGGGUUUAACCAGCAGCAGAUCACGAUCCUUGGCGUCGCUUGUGAUUUGGGAGAAAACAUGGGUCUACUCCCUGGAUACUCGAGCAACAAGCUUCCUCCUUGGGCGAUGCUUCUCAUCGGCGCCUCCUCUUGUUUCCUCGGUUUCGGUGUCCUCUGGCUCUCCGUCAGCCAAAUCGUUCAUGGUCUGCCUUUCUGGCUGCUAUUCAUCGCUUUGGUGAUCGCUGCGAAUAGUAGCUCAUGGUUCGGCACAGCAGCUCUUGUGACGAAUAUGAGGAAUUUUCCAGUGAGCAGAGGCCCUGUGGCUGGACUUCUCAAAGGCUAUAUUGGGAUCAGUGGUGCAGCAUACACUGUCUUGUUCAGCGUCUUGCUUCACCAUUCCGCUUCAAACCUGCUUCUGUUUCUUACCGUUGGCAUUCCGGUUUUAUGCUUAGCUGUCAUGUAUUUCAUCCGUCCCUGUAUCCCGGCCACCGGUGAAGACCCUUCUGAGCCAAUGUAUUUCGCUUUUCUGCUCGGCACAAGUAUAGUUCUUGCUGCUUAUCUCGUUGUGACGACUGUCGUUAGCGAGGUGUUCGAAUUGCCAACUAUACUCGGAUAUGCUCUUGUGGGUUUCAUGGUAUUGCUUUUGCUGUCCCCUCUUGCGGUUCCCAUCAAGAUGACACUUUUCCGUUCAAAUCCCAAGAGGUCUCUACCGGGUUCCUCAGACAAUCUAGCCAAAGAGGAAGGUGAAGAACCACUGCUGACGCCUUCUACCUCAGCUUCGAACCUCGGGUCUCUCUUCGAGGGAGAUGGAGAUGAUGUGUCGGAUAUGGAGAUACUUCUCGCUGAAGGAGAAGGUGCGGUGAAGAAGAAGAGGAAACCAAGGAGAGGUGAGGAUUUCAAGCUUGGCCAAGUGUUUGUUAAGGCCGAUUUCUGGCUCCUUUGGUUUGUGUAUUUCCUCGGGAUGGGUCCGGGUAUUACGGUCUCAAACAACUUGGCACAGAUUGGAUUUGCCUUUGGGGUUAAGGACACAACGAUACUCCUCUGCCUUUUCAGCUUCUUCAACUUCAUAGGUCGUCUCUCUUCAGGUGCCAUUUCUGAGCACUUUGUGAGGUCAAGUACAAUGCCAAGAACAGUAUGGAUGGGAGCUGGGCAGCUAGUCAUGGUAUUGGCGUUCCUCCUCUCCGCCAUGGCUAUCGACAACAGCAUUUACGUGGCGACUGCUCUUAUCGCGAUAGGGAUGGGGUUCCAGUUCUUAUCAAUCUCCACCAUCUCCGAGCUUUUUGGUCUCAGGCAUUUUGGAAUCAACUUCAACUUCAUACUCUUGGGUAACCCCAUCGGUGCCACCAUUUUCUCUGCCUUCCUCGCUGGAUACAUAUACGACAAGGAAGCCGAAAAGCAAGGGAAUCCGACCUGCGUUGGUCCUGAUUGCUACAGGGUAACGUUCUUGGUUCUGGCCGGUGUUUGUGGCCUUGGAACUCUGCUGUCUAUUAUAUUGACGGUGAGGAUUCGCCCGGUUUAUCAAGCUCUCUAUGCCUCUGGCUCUUUCCGGUUGCAGCCACAAUCAACUGGUCGUUGA
Molecule: messenger RNA, 1686 nt
Organism: Microthlaspi erraticum
Lineage: Eukaryota; Viridiplantae; Streptophyta; Magnoliopsida; Brassicales; Brassicaceae
Source: the annotation of a GenBank genome assembly